Rattus rattus (black rat) is the source of this 2329-nucleotide messenger RNA. RefSeq names its product ecto-NOX disulfide-thiol exchanger 2 (gene Enox2). Gene Ontology annotation, molecular function: protein-disulfide reductase activity. Lineage: Eukaryota; Metazoa; Chordata; Mammalia; Rodentia; Muridae. The record is from RefSeq and is a predicted model, not a curated record. The transcript is spliced from 10 exons. Gene Ontology annotation, biological process: ultradian rhythm. Gene Ontology annotation, cellular component: plasma membrane; external side of plasma membrane. The coding region runs from base 1 to 1353 and encodes 450 amino acids.
AUGACUUUUUUAGCCAAGCUACCACCAACAUCGUUUGAAGCUGCAAUGCCUGGAGCAGCUUUUGUGAGUUACAGAAUUCGCCUGGGCUCUAGCACUGACAAGAAGGACACAGGCCGGCUCCAUGUUGACUUUGCCCAGGCUCGGGAUGACUUAUACGAGUGGGAGUGUAAACAGCGUAUGCUAGCAAGAGAGGAGCGGCACCGUAGACGGAUGGAAGAAGAAAGAAUGCGUCCACCAUCCCCACCCCCAGUGGUCCACUAUUCAGAUCAUGAGUGCAGCAUUGUUGCUGAAAAACUAAAAGAUGAUUCCAAAUUCUCAGAAGCUGUGCAGACUUUGCUCACCUGGAUAGAGAGGGGGGAGGUGAACCGCCGCAGUGCCAACCACUUCUACUCGAUGAUCCAGUCAGCCAACAGCCAUGUCCGCCGACUAGUGAAUGAGAAAGCUGCCCACGAAAAAGAGAUGGAGGAAGCAAAAGAGAAGUUCAAGCAGGCCCUUUCUGGAAUUCUCAUUCAGUUUGAGCAGAUAGUAGCUGUGUACCAUUCCGCUUCCAAACAGAAGGCAUGGGACCACUUCACAAAAGCACAACGUAAAAACAUCAGCGUUUGGUGCAAACAAGCUGAGGAAAUUCGCAACAUUCAUAAUGAUGAAUUAAUGGGAAUCAGGAGAGAAGAAGAAAUGGAAAUGUCUGAUGAUGAAAUAGAAGAGACAACAGAAACAAAAGAAACAGAGGAAUCAGCCUUAGUGUCACAGGCCGAAGCUCUGAAGGAGGAAAACGAUAGCCUCCGUUGGCAGCUGGAUGCCUACCGGAAUGAGGUAGAACUGCUCAAGCAGGAACAAGGCAAGGCUCACAGGGAGGAUGACCCAAACAAGGAGCAGCAGCUGAAACUUCUGCAGCAAGCCCUACAGGGGAUGCAGCAGCAUCUGCUCAAAGUCCAAGAGGAAUACAAAAAGAAAGAAGCUGAACUUGACAGAAUCAAAGACGACAAGUUACAGGUGGAAAAACUGUUGGAAAAUCUUCAUGAAAAGGAAAACUGUACUUCAAGACUGUGUGCAUCAAGCCAAGAAAGUGACCACCCUCUUGAGAAGGCCAUAGUCGGCAACCCUGUCAAAUCGGAACGCGAGGCACUGCUAGUGGGGAUCAUCUCCACAUUCCUUCACGUGCACCCAUUUGGAGCAAGCAUUGAAUAUAUCUGUUCCUACUUGAAUCGUCUUGAUAAUAAGAUCUGCACCAGUGAUGUGGAAUCUCUCAUGAGUAGACUCCAGCAUACCUUCAGGCAGGAAAUGACUGGAGUUGGAGCCAGCCUAGAGAAGAGGUGGAAAUUCUGUGGUUUUGAAGGCUUGAAGCUGACCUGAAGCUCUUUGAUUAACAAUUUGGGAUCCUGGAAAUAAAUGCGUGCUGGACAAGCUUAGGAUGUGAUUUUUUUUUUUUUAUUCUCAGUGGUUUUCAAGAGGACAUUGCUUUCAAUUUGUCAAUUCAUUCCUGAAUAUCUUUCAACUUAAAAUAAGGAUCCUAGACAGCAUCUCAAGCUAUAGGUCCUAAAAAGAAAUUGCCUCAAACCACAAGUGCUGUAACUUCCUCCUAUUUCUGGCAAUUGGUUGACUUCUCUUAAGUAAUAGUGAAAAAUUCCUGAGACUAAAGAGUAUUUGGCGUGUGUUCAGUGUUGUACUACUGUUGUAGACCUUGUACUUUGUCAGCGCUGGUAACUGCAAUGUUUUGAUGACCUGUAAGUGCUUUGUGUUUCCAGAUUUCUCUCCACAUGUUGCUACUGGUAAAAGGAGUGAGAGCAUUGCUAGGACCCCCUAUAACUGCCAUUGUCUUCUCCAUCUGCAGUGAACACUAACUGAAUAAUCCAUCAGUGUCUUCUAUAAGGUGCUUCACCAGUUCACCUUUGAAAUAAAAAAGCAUGAACUGUGGCUUUUUGUAAAAAUACUGUGAACCAAAAGUUGACAAACGUUCCAAAGUUAUUUUCUCUAAUAGAUAAAAGGUCUAUCUCAGAAUUUUAAAACAAGAAAUCUAGAUGGAUUCAUGGAAAGUCUCCAGUAUAACUACCGUGUCUGUGCUUUUCAGAAUUACUUGUAAAUAGUCUGCUUUUAAAAGAGGGCAUGUUUAGUUUUCUAUGAAUUAAAAUGCAGUCAGGCGUGGGCACAUGUGUGCUCACAUUGGCAGAAGGGAUUUAUUUUAAUAGUCCUUCCUACUGUCUGUUGGUCCAUUUUUUCCUGCUGUUAGUGUGUUGAAUUACAAACUGUGUACUGCUGUAAAUGCUGUUUACUUCGUGCUGGAUGUUUGUAAACUGAUGUGAGUAUUGAAAGUAAAGAUCUACUGAAUAAA